UUACAGCAGCAGCAGCUGGGGAGGUGGGGGUGUGUGUGGGUGUAGGGGGGGUGAAGCUCUCCCUGCAUCAAUGAGCCUGUUUAUCAGAAAAGACCACUAGACUGGUAAUGACACGGUUCACUGAUCAGCCCAGGAGAAAGUAAACCUCAGCUUUCACCUUCCUUCCUAUAUUUAAGCCGGACGUUCGCCCUCGAUUGUUUCAGUCUACCUCACUGUGCGCUCCACCGGGAUCCUGGGAUGAUUUGGACCGCAGCUCUCCUCGUGAUCGUCGGCUCAUACGCUGACUCAGAUGACUACUGUUAUGAUGAGCCAUAUUGUGAUCCUUACUCAUGGGGAGACAUGGUCCCUUCCUGUUACCCUUUACUUGAUCACCAUCACUCUCCCAUCAACUUGGACGAACACAUGGUCAGAAACGCCUCUCUGGGCGCUCUGUAUCUAGAGGGCUUCGAGGAGACGCAAACAGGCCACUGGACGCUCAAAAACGACGGGCACUCAGUCAUACUGCAGGUCGGCAGCGGCAUGGCGGUGAGUGGUGGCGGUCUUCCAGAUGUGUACCACACCAUCCAGCUGCACUUCCACUGGGGAGGUCCGGCGUCCAACGGCUCAGAGCACACUGUGGACAGACGCAGAUACCCAAUGGAGAUGCACAUAGUCAACAUGAAGUCCAUCCAUCCAAAUCUGUCUGCAGCCCUCGACGAUCCAACGGGACUUGCCGUUCUUGGAUUCUUCAUUGAUGUUGUGUAUGCAGAUAAUGUGCACUUUGGACACAUCUCACAGAAACUCUCCUCUGUUGCUUACAAAGGGCAAGCAACUAAAGUAAAGCCAUUUCCUCUAAUGAGCCUCCUGCCGAAGCACAACAUGAGUCAGUAUUACAGAUAUUACGGCAGCCUUACCACACCUCCAUGUUCUCAAGCGGUUGUGUGGACUUUGUAUGAGGUCCCCAUCUACAUUUCAUGGUCCCAACUGGCUCAGUUUACCUCGCAGAUCUUCUCCACAGAGGAGGACGCAGAGCAGGUGACCCCUCUCCAGAACAAUUUCAGACACAUUCAUCACAUCUUCAGUCGCGUUGUCUCAGCCUCCAUAGAUGCCAAACUCCUCAGAGGAGCGGCUGGUCGAACCCUCUUGUCUGCUACAUCAGUACAUCUGCUUCCAGUCCUUUUACUGGGAGGCUUCUUAUCUGGACUUUAGCACCAUGUUAAAUCCAAGGCGUGAAAUAGUACAACACCAAAAUUAAAAUUAAAUAAAUAAAGAACAGGUUAGUUGAACUUUUCAUUUAAGGAGAAGUUUUCAGACAUUUAGAAAUACUCUAGGAAAAACAAGCAAACUGUGAAGAAGAGUACUGUAAGUGUUAUUUAACGUCUCAUGUGUUUUCAGGAAAUUUGAUUUCAUUAGCAUGUUGCUAACCGUUUAAUGUGAAGCCUUUUGCAUUUAAAGUGUGCUUUUAAAAACUACAACCUAAUGUACAUGCAUAUAUCCUUUGUUUUUCUGUA
Messenger RNA from Pelmatolapia mariae (spotted tilapia), 1490 nucleotides. RefSeq names its product carbonic anhydrase 15 (gene car15). The coding region runs from base 238 to 1188 and encodes 316 amino acids. Gene Ontology annotation, molecular function: carbonate dehydratase activity; zinc ion binding. The transcript is spliced from 8 exons. Gene Ontology annotation, biological process: one-carbon metabolic process. Gene Ontology annotation, cellular component: plasma membrane. The record is from RefSeq and is a predicted model, not a curated record. NCBI's taxonomy places the organism in Eukaryota, Metazoa, Chordata, Actinopteri, Cichliformes, Cichlidae.